CCACCCCGGGCUCUCCUGGCUGGCCUGAGCUCUCCACUCUCCUUGGCACCAAACUGGAGAUCCAGGAUGCCCUCUAAGCCGCACCAGGCCGCACCUGCCUGGUAUACACAUAUACAACUCCAUCAAGCUUUGAAAAAGGACUAGACUGCUACUGUCACUGGGCGGGGCACGAGGCCACACCCCCGGACCGCCCAGGAGAGCACCAGGGGUGCGAGGCCCUCAGGCAGCUCUCUCUGGUGAACCGAGCUGUUUGGACCAUGGCCGCUGCACAGCCCCGGCUUCCCGCGGGGGCGGCCAUGGUCUGGCGCUUGGCCCGGGGCUGCUGGUCUGCGUUCUGGGACUACGAGACGCCCAAGUUGAUCGUGGUGCGGAACCGGCGCCUGGGGUUCGUGCACCGCAUGGUGCAGCUGCUCAUCCUGCUUUACUUCGUGUGGUACGUGUUCAUCGUGCAGAAAAGCUACCAGGAUAGCGAGACGGGUCCGGAGAGCUCCAUCAUCACCAAAGUCAAGGGGAUCACCAUAUCGGAGCACAAAGUGUGGGACGUUGAGGAAUACGUAAAGCCCCCGGAGGGGGGCAGUGUGGUCAGCAUCAUCACCAGGAUGGAGGUCACCCCUUCCCAGACCCCGGGAAUAUGCCCAGAGAGCAUGAGAGUUCACAGUUCCACCUGCCAUUCAGAUGACGACUGUGUUGCUGGGCAGCUGGACAUGCAAGGCAAUGGGAUUCGGACAGGGCGCUGUGUACCCUAUUACCAUGGGGACUACAAGACCUGCGAGGUGUCAGCCUGGUGCCCGGUUGAGGAUGGAACUUCUGACAACCAAUUUCUGGGUAAAAUGGCACCAAAUUUCACCAUCCUCAUCAAGAACAACAUCCACUACCCCAAGUUCAAGUUCUCCAAGGGCAACAUUGCAAGUCAGAAGAAUGACUACCUGAAACACUGCACGUUUGAUCAGGACUCUGACCCGUACUGUCCCAUCUUCAGGCUAGGCUUCAUUGUAGAGCAGGCAGGGGAGAACUUCACAGAACUGGCACACAAGGGUGGUGUUAUUGGAGUCAUCAUCAACUGGGACUGUGACCUGGACUUAUCUGAAUCAGAGUGCAACCCCAAAUACUCUUUCCGGAGGCUUGACCCCAAGUCUGAGUCUGCCUCCUCAGGCUAUAACUUCAGGUUUGCCAAGUAUUACAAGAUAAAUACCACCACCACCACUCGAACUCUCAUCAAAGCCUAUGGGAUUCGAAUUGAUGUUAUCGUGCAUGGGCAGGCAGGGAAAUUCAGUCUCAUUCCUACCAUCAUCAAUCUGGCCACUGCUCUGACCUCCAUUGGGGUGGGCUCCUUUCUGUGUGACUGGAUUUUGUUAACAUUCAUGAACAAGAACAAGCUCUAUAGCCAUAAGAAGUUCGACAAGGUGCGUACUCCAAGUCAUACCUCAAGUAGCUGGCCUGUGACCCUUGCCCUUAUCUUGGGUCAGGUCCCUCCCCCACCUAGUCACUACUCCCAGGAUCCAUCAGGUGGAGGGUCAACUUUUGGAGAAGGGGCAGAGCUACCGCUGGCUGUUCAGCCUCCUGGGCCUUGUUCCAUCUCUGCUCUGACUGAGCAGGUGGUGGACACCCUUGACCAGCACCUGGGACAAAGGCUUCCUGUCCCUGAGCCUUCCCAACAGGAUUCCACAUCCACAGACCCCAAAGGUUUGGCUCAACUCUGAUCUCAUCUUCACACCUGGAUCUGGGAGGGCAGAGACAGCCUCAGCUGCUUUGGCAGCCCUAGUGAGGAUCUGUACUCUGCAGUAGCCAAGCCAUGUCCAUGUGACUGAGAAACGACAUACCUGUGCAAGAGGACAGAACCUUGUUCUGGUUCAGGCUUACACUCUUCCACUUCCUAAGGCUUAUGGGAAGAACUGGGUUCCUUCCAUCUCCUUUCCCAACCAAAUUCCUCAUAGAACCCCUUAUCCCUUCCCUGACCAUACUUUUGCACAGCCUUCUGGGACCCAAAAUCAGAGCUAAGUCCUCUUGUUUUGUAAUUCUAAGCCCUCCUUUAGAAGUCAUAGCACGAUGAGCCCAAUAAAAAUGAUGAGAGCUUU
Myodes glareolus (Bank vole) is the source of this 2075-nucleotide messenger RNA. It is a transcript of the gene P2rx2, whose product is annotated as purinergic receptor P2X 2. Gene Ontology annotation, cellular component: plasma membrane; signaling receptor complex. The record is from RefSeq and is a predicted model, not a curated record. Gene Ontology annotation, molecular function: purinergic nucleotide receptor activity; extracellularly ATP-gated monoatomic cation channel activity; ATP binding. Gene Ontology annotation, biological process: response to ATP; calcium ion transmembrane transport. Lineage: Eukaryota; Metazoa; Chordata; Mammalia; Rodentia; Cricetidae.